AUGGAGUCUGACGAAGAUUAUUCAGAAGAAGAAGACUAUUUGGAGCCCUUGAGACGUCAAAUUACGGGUUGUCUCAGUGGAAUUCACAGUGCGGGAUCUUUUGCAACAUCUGACAACAACGUCGAGCACAUCCACCCUGGUCUGACUGUCAAAGGCGUCGGACCUAUUAGACUCCCUUUGUCCCAUGACGAUGCCCAAGCUCUCAUUAAAGUGAGCCUUCGGGCCCCUUUUGGCAAGGGAAGAAACACGCUGGUGGAUGAGACAGUGAGGAAGACUUGGGAAAUUGACGGAAAAGAGUUGUCGUUCGAAAAUGAAAAGUGGGAUGACUGGCUCAAGGGGGUUCUCGGCAAAGUUUCUGAGGGCCUGGGGAUCCCUGGUGAUGGUAGCAAUGUGCAAGCUGAGCUUUACAAGCUCUUGGUGUACGAGGAAGGUGCUUUUUUCAAACCUCACAAAGACACGGAGAAGACCCACAACAUGUUUGGAACACUGGUCAUUUGCUUGCCCUCUCAACAUGUUGGUGGUGGGGUGCGGUUGAUUCACGGGAAAGAAGAGACAGUUCUCGAAACAGACAAGGGGUCUGCCUACGGGGUCUCUUAUUUGGCUUGGUAUAGCGACGUGUCUCAUGAGGUGUUGCCAGUUCAAUCCGGAUAUCGACUCGUUUUGACGUACAACCUCGCCCACACAGGUAUCAAGCAUCAACCCUCGGCUACUGUACUGGACAUGGAACAAUCGAGAAUUGGGCAGAUGCUCGACAAGUGGUCUUCUAUGAAAGACAGACCACAGUUCAUGUGUUACGCGCUUCGGCACAAAUAUACCGCUGCCCAUCUCCAGUUGGCUAAUCUCAAAGGGGACGACUACUACCGUUGUUUCCAGCUUGACCAAGCUUGUCAGUCCAACGGUCAUUUCUGCGUUCUUCUAUCUCGGAUGAAAUUGACCGUGACACGAAUCAACGACGAGGACGAAUACGAUGACUCGGCGCAGGAAGAGCUCCGUCUCGAAGGGGUUGUCACUCUGCAGGGCUUCAAGCUUCGGGAUGCUUUAAAGAUCUCUGAUACGAAUCUUGUUCCAAGCAAUCUCUAUGAUGACCGUCAGCACGACGAACAAUGGGGAGGCGAACACUUGGGCAAUCAGCAUGCGGAAAUCAGCCAAGUCUAUCGUGAUACCGUUGCUCUCAUUGCUCCUCGAGACAUUGUGACACAAUUGCUUCUGGGACGUGGUCAUAAACUUGAACAAUACUGGACAUUCCUGCAACGGCUUCUCACCGGCAUCGAGGACGAAGACAGCGAUGAGCGAAGUCUCUUCUGCGAAAUGCUCGUCCAGACCUGCCAAAAUCACAUUCAAGCACGCUACCCCACCAGUAGCGACAAAGAUCGUCACAUGGGCUUUACCGCCCUGGCAUCCCUGCGUUUCGAAGAUUUCGACAUGGCCAUGGCCGCUCUUGACGCUGUGACGGAUAGCUUCGACACAUAUACCUUCGAGAGCAUUGGCCAACUCGGGUUCCAGAGAACGAAAGAGUUUGUCACCGAAGCCUUUUCUCGCAUGUCGAAACUGCACCUCGUUGAUCGUGGGCUUCGAGCCUUCCGCUCUGGUGUGUCCAAGGCGGCUCAGCCGGACACUACCCGAAAAUCAGGAGACGCCGUCCACAAAUGGGCAGUGGCUACUCUCCGCACAGCUCUCGAUUCGAUUAAAAAGGUCUCAGCCAAGGAUGCCGGAGCUGUGGUUCAGAUCAUGGCUGCCUAUGAGGACAAACCUCUGUGGAAACGCGUGGACGCUUUCAUCGGUCGCUUUUUGGCUGAGGCCACCUUUCUCGGCGCUCUCUUGUCGGAAGUCCUUUGCUACUCCCGCACAGGCGAGAAGGCGACGAAGUCGCACACCGUUGUGGAACAUCUUGUCCCACUCAUCCUGGACCGGGCCAUCUCGUAUUUCCGGCUGGAACAAUUUUCGUCUUUUUCGAAGCGGUGGGAGCCUGCCAUGGACCACCCGUUUUCUUUGUGGCCUGGUACACCUGAUGCCGAGAAAGGCAAAAAGGAUGCUGCUGUCGUUGCGUCUCUGUAUCGUCUCCUUGCGGAGGACGACUUGGACAAGGCGGCACAGCUCCUGGAAAAGAUCGCCGACGACACGAGAAGCGUCAAGGAAGAUGAUCUAAACCGCUUCAUCAUCCCGCUGCUGCGCGAAAUGAUCGACGUCACUGCGCUCCAACCGGCCGAGGCUUCUCGGUUCUACCGCCAAAUCAUCACCACCUACAGCGAGAGAGUGGUUCAGAAAGAGCCCCCCAAGCCGCAGGACUGGUCCCAACCGGACGCAUUCAAGCCCUGCUGGAACAAAUGCGAGUAUUGCUCCCUCGUCCAAGAGUUUCUAAUGGAUCCCAGCAAGGAGGAGCAAGUCUUCGCCGUCCCUGCGGAAAACUAUUAUUCACUGACUCAGCAUUGGUCCUAUCACUGCGAGAGGACCUUGGAGGAAAAGGGAAAAAUCUACGAAAUUCGGGUCAGAAAAACCCUCGGGGAGUGGGAAAAAGCUCACAAGUCCUGGGGAGAAAGAGCUGGCCCGGCCCAGUCGAAACUGCGGUCCCUGCCUGAGGCACCGUUGCGCCAAUACCUGGGGGACGGCGAGUAUGAAGACUUGAUGGACCUGCGGAUUGUCAAGGUGCCGACGGGAGGAGAUGUGACGAUGACGACGACGGCGACGACUCCUGCGAAAGCUGGGAAAGGGAGUUCCAGUCACACGAAGUAG
Messenger RNA from Fonsecaea erecta, 2730 nucleotides. RefSeq lists its product as hypothetical. The transcript is spliced from 7 exons. Lineage: Eukaryota; Fungi; Ascomycota; Eurotiomycetes; Chaetothyriales; Herpotrichiellaceae. The coding region runs from base 1 to 2730 and encodes 909 amino acids. The record is from RefSeq and is a predicted model, not a curated record.